GUCACACAGCACAGAUAAAAGGGCAGAAACCGAGAUUCGAAGGUGCGCCUUUGAUGUUCUGAAGCCUACGUAUCUUUCUACAGGGGCCGCAAGUAAAGAAUAUUUACCAAGACGCCAGCAGUGCGUCUUGGUUCUUGUAAUUUGUUUUGGAAUCUUUAAAGUCGCAGUGCUUUUUAUUCGUCCUAUAUUUAAGAAUGCAGUUAGAGAAUAUUUUGCCCAGCGCAUCUAUCAAUUUGCCCAAGACUUUUUACAAUCUCUCUUCUUCAGAAAGUACUACGAAUAGCCCGGGGUCGACGCAGAUUGACUACCAAGAAGUGGAUAGAACGGAAUCCGAGGCAAAUAACGGGCCCAAGAAAUAUCAUAGUGCGGUUGGAAACGCAAUGAUGGGCGAGGGAGAGAGUGACCACUUCUCCGGGACUAAAACGGCUCCAGAUGGAAGAAAAAGUUCGCCAGUCAUCGGCGAAGAUGACCUCUCCAGCAGCCGUCGCUAUAACAUAGACGAACUCGGUUCUGACAGGUACUUCAUCUCUUCAACACAGCCCAGCACCGACGUGGCGAACCCAUGUUCUCUGUUCCCUUACGGACAGACCGGGACUGUGUAUAGUGGGUCAAACGGGUCUAGGUAUUCGACUUCACUGCAUUACGGAUCGGUCUUGCCACCGACAGGGUUUUCAUCAGCUGUCUGCGCCAGUAGGAGUCAAUUUGCUACAGGGUACCAGUUUGGGCAAGGUCCAGGAUGCCUGUACCCGCCGUACCCAGGAUCAGGCUCGGGACUCAGCUCAAUGCCUAUCCCAGGGUCAGCCGGAGGAGCAAGGGCUCAAGUUUAUUUGUGCAACCGUCCUCUGUGGCUGAAGUUUCACCGACAUCAGACGGAGAUGAUCAUCACCAAACAGGGCAGGCGGAUGUUUCCCUUUCUUAGUUUCAACAUCACUGGACUGAAUCUAACGGCACAUUACAACGUCUUUGUGGAGGUAAUUUUGGCCGAUCCAAACCACUGGCGUUUCCAAGGAGGUAAAUGGGUGACCUGUGGAAAGGCUGACAACAACAUGCAAGGAAAUAAAGUGUACGUCCACCCUGAAUCUCCUAACACCGGGGCCCACUGGAUGCGACAGGAGAUCUCCUUCGGCAAGCUGAAGCUAACCAACAACAAGGGCGCCAACAAUAACAACACCCAGAUGAUUGUCUUGCAGUCGCUGCACAAAUAUCAACCGCGGCUUCACAUAGUGGAAGUUACUGAGGAUGGUGCAGAGGACAUAAGCAACGAAGCGAAGACUCAGACCUUCACCUUUCCUGAGAACCAGUUCAUUGCAGUCACCGCUUACCAGAACACAGAUAUCACACAGCUGAAGAUUGACCACAAUCCCUUCGCAAAAGGCUUCAGAGACAACUAUGAUUCGAUGUACACGGCCCCAGAGAGCGACAGACUGACGCCCUCCCCCACGGACUCCCCCCGCUCCCACCAGAUUGUGCCGGGGGCGCGCUACGCCAUGCAGCCCUUCUUCCAGGACCAGUUUGUCAACAACCUGCCCCAGAACCACCGCUUCUACACGGGUGAGCGCGCCGUGCCCCAGACCAACGGCCUGCUUUCCCCACAGGGUGAGGACGCGGCGGCCGCUGCCGCCAGCGCCGCCUCGGCCCAGCGCUGGUUCGUGGGCUCGGUCCAGCAGACGGGCUCGUCGGCCAAGCUGGACCUGCCGUACGAUGGUGAUUACUCCACCUCGGGCCUGCUCUCCUCGUACGGCAUCAAGCCCCUGCCCCUGCAGUCAUCCCACGCGCUGGGCUACUACCCGGACUCGGCUGCCUUCAUGGCCGGCUGGGGCAGCACCCGGGGCGCGUACCAGCGGAAGAUGACCACGGGCCUGCCCUGGUCCCCGCGGCCCAGUCCCCCGGCCUACGCCGAUGACCCGCUGGCAGCCAAGGACAAGCUACAAGACGAGGGCACCACGGCUGUCGCCGCCACCACCACAGCCGCCGCUGUGGGUGUUGCCGCUGCUGCCACCUCGCCGUGGAUGGAGACGCCGCACUCGCUGAAAUCAGUGGACUCUACCGACUCGGGGGUGUACUCCAUGAUCUGCAAGAGGCGCAGGUUAUCACCGGGAGGGUCAAGCACUGACACCUCACCCACCAUCAAGUGCGAGGACUUGACCACCGAUGAAUAUAACAAAGACAACAACCAGAAAGGAAUGGGCUACUAUACCUUCUACACCAGUCCUUAGGAAUCGGAUGUGUCCAUUCUCACUCAAAUGUAUAGAUCCCUGCUAUUCUGUCUUUUACUUUUGUUUACAUAAAAAAGUGAUUCUGCCCUCCUAUUGCAUUUUUAGAAGUUUAUAAGAAGGUGCCAAAGCUAAGCGCCCUCCUAUUGUGCUAAAUGAAUCCUGUAUCUAAGUGACAGAUGGUUUUAAUUUUAUUUUAUUCCCAGAUGUAUUGUUUGCUUUAUCUUAAGCAUGUCCCAACAUUUUUAUAAUUUCAUUUGUUUUAAAUGCUGUGGAUUUCCUCUUAAAUUUUAUUUAAUAUCAAUUUGUUGUACAGUAUUUGUGCACUUUAGAUUGUGAUGUAUCUUGUACAAAUGGUCUACAUGGCUCUGUUAUAAAAUGAAUAAUAAAAAUGUGCUUUUCAUAAAGUAA
This is a messenger RNA of Alosa alosa (allis shad), 2624 nucleotides long. RefSeq names its product eomesodermin homolog a (gene eomesa). Lineage: Eukaryota; Metazoa; Chordata; Actinopteri; Clupeiformes; Clupeidae. Gene Ontology annotation, molecular function: DNA-binding transcription factor activity, RNA polymerase II-specific; RNA polymerase II cis-regulatory region sequence-specific DNA binding. Gene Ontology annotation, biological process: endodermal cell fate specification; mesoderm formation; CD8-positive, alpha-beta T cell differentiation involved in immune response. The record is from RefSeq and is a predicted model, not a curated record. The transcript is spliced from 6 exons. Gene Ontology annotation, cellular component: nucleus. Bases 195 to 2216 code for a protein of 673 amino acids.